This is a messenger RNA of Mus musculus (house mouse), 2183 nucleotides long. It is a transcript of the gene Sult2a8, whose product is annotated as sulfotransferase family 2A, dehydroepiandrosterone (DHEA)-preferring, member 8. The transcript has 7 exons. Lineage: Eukaryota; Metazoa; Chordata; Mammalia; Rodentia; Muridae. The record is from RefSeq and is a predicted model, not a curated record. Gene Ontology annotation, biological process: bile acid catabolic process. The coding region runs from base 317 to 1165 and encodes 282 amino acids. Gene Ontology annotation, molecular function: sulfotransferase activity; glycochenodeoxycholate sulfotransferase activity. Gene Ontology annotation, cellular component: cytosol.
UGGGAGCAAUCAAAUUUAACCAUUGAACCAUUGAGUUGGCAUUGAAGUUUUGCUUCGAUCCAGUUGAUUUUCAGUUUCUUAUCUCUUACAAAUUGUAAUUUGGGGAUCAAAAUUUGAUCAAACAGAGCUGGAUGACCCUGGGAGAGAGAAAACACUCUGCUGCUGAGUUUUAAAGACUCAAAGAGCAACUUGAUUUCUUAACCAAUGAGGCAGAAACACUGAUCAUUGUGUCCUCACUAUAAAAUUGAGACUCAAAGCACCUGUGUGCAUCUCCAACAGAAGAGGUCAAACAGAUAAAUUCCCAAAGCUCACGAUCAUGACAGAUGAAUUUCUGUGGAUAGAAGGGAUACCAUUCCCUACAGUUUACUACUCACAAGAAAUCAUAAGAGAAGUACGUGACAGGUUUGUGGUAAGGGAUGAAGACACGAUCAUAGUGACUUAUCCAAAAUCAGGAACCCACUGGUUGAAUGAAAUUGUCUGCUUGAUUCUGACCAAGGGAGAUCCCACAUGGGUCCAAUCUACAAUUGCCAAUGAGCGCACACCAUGGAUAGAAUUUGAAAAUAACUAUAGAAUACUAAACAGCAAGGAGGGUCCACGUCUCAUGGCCUCUCUCCUUCCCAUCCAACUAUUUCCAAAGUCUUUCUUCAGUUCUAAGGCAAAGGUGAUUUAUCUCAUCAGAAAUCCCAGAGAUGUUCUUGUGUCAGGCUAUCACUACUUCAAUGCUCUAAAACAGGGAAAGGAACAAGUGCCAUGGAAAAUAUAUUUUGAGAACUUUUUGCAAGGAAAAUCAUAUUUUGGAUCAUGGUUCGAACAUGCAUGUGGCUGGAUAUCCCUGAGGAAAAGAGAAAACAUUCUAGUGUUAAGUUAUGAACAGCUGAAAAAGGAUACAAGAAAUACCAUCAAGAAGAUCUGUGAAUUCCUGGGAGAGAAUUUGGAAUCAGGGGAACUGGAGUUAGUUUUGAAGAACAUUUCUUUUCAGAUCAUGAAAGAAAGGAUGAUAUCUCAGUCAUGUCUCUCAAAUAUAGAAAAACAUGAAUUCAUUAUGAGAAAAGGCAUCACAGGGGACUGGAAGAAUCACUUUACAGUAGCCCAGGCUGAAGCCUUUGAUAAAGCAUUUCAGGAGAAAGCAGCUGAUUUUCCUCAAGAGCUCUUUUCAUGGGAAUAAUCAACACUGUGGAUCUUAUUGGAAUACUCUCUAUGAUUUGUUUUCCUUGUACUUGUUUUUGAUUUAAGGAUGUGGCAUAUAAAUUGCUAAUUAAUCUCACAUACUGUAGUAAUCAAGUAUUGUGCUAGAGAAGUGACUCCAAGGAUAAAGAAUCUUGUUAACGACCAUGAGGAUCUGAGUUCAAUCCUGGCACCAACAUAGUUGAAGGAAAGAAGUAGUUCCUGAAAUUAUUCUUAGACUUCCACAAAUGCACCAUGAUGGCUCCACCCAUAAAAUUUCUGUAAUUAAAAUAUUUCUUGAUGUCAAAUCCUUAAAUAAUGAAAUAAUUAUACAAAUUUGAUUUCUGAGUGUUUCAGACAUUUUAAAGAAAAGUAAAAUUCAGAAACAAUCAUAACUCUGCUCUUGGACCACUUCUGUACACCUCUAUGUCUGGCCCUGUGGGUCACAGGUGACUUUCAAAUCUUAGUAAGGAUUUUCCUAAAAUAUGACCAGCUGUUGAAAAUCCAGGUCAUGAGCCUACUCAGUUUUUAUGGUUCUCUACUUAUGGAAGUAGAAAUUUGUACAGUUUGAUAAGAAAGAGAUUCAGCUGUUUUUGAUGUUUCUUAACUUCUCCCACCCCUUUCCAGGGAAGCUUCAUGCCUGGACAAGCCAUGAAGCAGUAGAGUGCUCCUCAUACCUUUGAAGUAGAAAAGAUGCCUGCCUGUUUGUGUAACAGGCUGGGGAAGAUUCCAAUACAGAGCUAAUCAGAUUGGCCUCAGAAAAAAUACUAACUUAUUCGUUUUGUUCCUGUCUUUCAGUGUAGAAGACUUCUGUAUUUUUUAAAAUACAAUUUUAUUUCUUUCAACGAAUUUAAAAAAAAACACCUUUGGAACAACAAGAACAACAAAAGUAUAAUUACUUCUUCUAUUGCUUGCAUUGAAGAAAUGCUUUAAAGUAUCAUCAUAUUUAAUAUUUCUCCAUCAUUUCACUUAUAAUCAAUAAUGUCGGUAAACAAAAAUUAAAAAAAAAACAAUCAUGA